UUCUCUGUUUAAUCCUCCUCCUGUGAUAUGAGACUGCUGUUGCUGUAUCCUCCAUGGGAUGCUGUAACACCACCCUAGCAUUCCAAAGCCGUUUACUGGUUGCUGCUGCUGCUGCUCAUCGACUGUUUAUAGCAAGAGCAUGUCACCAGCAACACCCUAAUCGCAAUUUGGCUGUCGACGCUCGAAUGAUCAAAACAGGUUUCGACCCCAACACAUGUCGCUCCAACUUCCAACUCCAAAAUUUGCUCAUAAGGGGCGAUUUUUCACUCGUCCGCAACGUGUUCGAUCAGAUGCCUCACAAAAAUGUAGUCUCUACCAACAUGUUGAUUUCGUCUUAUGUUAAGUCCGGCAAUCUUUCCAAAGCACAAGACCUGUUUGAUCAAAUGGUUGAUCGCACUGCUGUCACUUGGACGAUUAUUAUUGGUGGAUAUUCUCAGCAUAAUCAACCCAAGCGGGCUUUUGAACUUUACGCGGAGAUGCGCAGCUGGGGUACAGACCCUCCUGAUCACGUAACAUUUGCCACUCUCCUAUCAGGAUGUGAUGAUUCGAUAUCGGGGAAAGUUGUGGUUCAAGUUCAUGCCGAUAUAGUCAAAUUCGGACUCAGUUCAACCCUUAUUGUUUGCAAUAGUUUGGUUGAUUCCUACUGCAAAUGUCAUUGUCUUGAUCUGGCCUUUGGCCUGUUCAAGGAAAUGCCAGCCAGAGAUUCUGUGACAUUCAAUGCCUUGAUAACUGGGUACACUAAAGAUGUGAAGAACCAAGAAGCCAUACUGCUAUUUAUAGAAAUGCAAACUUUGGGUUUGAAGCCAACAGAUUUUACUUUUGCAGCGGUGUUAUGUGCCAGCGUUGGGCUAGAGAACGUUGCUCUUGGACAACAAGUUCAUGGUUUUGUGGUGAAGACCAAUUUCGAUAGGAAUGUGUUUGUAGGUAAUGCUUUGCUGGAUUUCUACUCGAAGCAUGAUUGCAGAAAUGACACUAGAAAACUCUUUGAUGAGAUGCCAGAAUUGGAUGGUAUCUCUUACAACAUAAUAAUAACGGGAUAUGCAUGGGAUGGGCAAUAUGAAGAAUCACUUCAUCUCUUCCAUGAAUUACAAGACACUAGGUUCGACAGGAGACAAUUUCCUUUUGCUACAAUGUUGAGCAUAGCUGCAAACACCUUAGAUUUAGAUAUGGGCAGGCAAAUUCAUUCACAAGCAAUUGUGACGACAGCUGAAAACGAAUUUUUGGUGGGAAAUUCACUGGUUGACAUGUAUGCUAAAUGCGGCAGAUUUGAGGAAGCCCAUGGGGUAUUUGCUAAUCUGGCCUACAGAAACUCAGUUCCAUGGACAGCCAUGAUCUCAGCUUAUAUUCAAAAAGGACUUCCUGAAGAAGGCCUUAAUUUGUUCAAAGAUAUGAGUAGAGCAAGUGUAAGCCCUGACCAGGCCACUUUCGCUAGCGUCUUAAGAGCGUCGGCAAAUUUGGCUUCACUUCAACUUGGAAAGCAGUUCCAUUCGUGCAUAAUCAGAUCGGGAUUCAUGUCAAACGUCUUCUCAGGUAGUGCACUUUUAGACAUGUACGCAAAAUGUGGAUUCAUAAAAGAUGCCAUUCAGACUUUUCAAGAAAUGCCAGAUAGGAAUAUAGUCUCUUGGAAUGCUUUGAUCUCAGCUUAUGCUCUAGUUGGCGACGGCGAGGCCACAUUGAGCUCAUUUGAACAGAUGUUUGAGUCAGGUCUCCAACCAGAUUCAGUCAGCUUCCUCGCUGUGAUAACUGCUUGCAGCCACCGAGGCCUCAUUGAAGAAGGUUUGCAGCAUUUUAAUUCCAUGACUGAAAUCUAUAAAGUGAGUCCUAAGAAAGAACACUAUGCAUCGGUGGUUGAUAUGUUGUGCCGAAGUGGAAGAUUUAAUGAAGCAGAGAAGGUAAUGGCUCAUAUGCCAUUUGAACCUGACGAGAUUAUAUGGUCAUCAAUUCUUAACUCCUGUAGAAUUCAUAAGAACAAAGAACUUGCUAAAAGAGCAGCAGACAAUCUAUUCAACAUGAACAAGCUUAGAGACGCUGCUGCUCAUGUCACCAUGUCUAAUGUAUAUGCAGAAGCAGGGCAAUGGGAAAAUGUUGGAAAGGUGAAGAAGGCCAUGAGGGAGCGAGGAGUUAAAAAAGUGCCUGCUUAUAGCUGGGUUGAUGUUAAGCACAACGUUCACGUAUUCUCGGCAAAUGAUAAGACGCACCCACAAAUAGAGGAGAUAAGGAGAAAGAUUGACAUGUUGACUCAGCGGAUGGAAAACGAAGGGUACAAGCCCGACUUAAGUUGUGCCCUUCACAAUGAGGAUGAGGAAAUGAAAGUGGAGUCCCUUAAGUAUCACAGCGAACGCUUAGCCAUUGCCUUUGCUCUAAUUAGUACACCUGAGGGGUCGCCAAUAGUGGUGAUGAAGAACUUGAGGGCAUGUACAGACUGUCAUGCUGCCAUCAAGCUUAUUUCGAAGAUUGUUGGUCGAGAAAUUACAGUGAGAGAUUCAAAUAGGUUCCAUCAUUUUAGAGAUGGGCUCUGCUCAUGUGGCGAUUAUUGGUGAUUUGUUUGUACCGCAUCGGAGGGUUUGCUUCCCUUGGAGCAGGCCUUUCCAGCAGACCAGCAGGGUAAAGCUGAGGGACAGCAGAAGCCAUGACUUGCUCUGCAGAAAUUCCGCUGACCAGUGAUGUUUGGUCUAACAAGUAGUUGGUCAGUACCAUUUAUAAAUCAACCUUUAAGACUAAAACGUUUUUCUUUAUUUGCUUAUAGGACUUCCAAUGUGUUGUACUUUUAUGCCUAGUAAUAUUGGAAGUUGAACAUUAUACAAAUUGUCAAAUGGCAUUUUCUUUUUUUUAUUGGAACAGUGAAAAGAAUUUUAUUUAUCUCAGUAACAAUUACAAACAUUGAACGGAGACUAGGAAAAGGCAUCAACGAUCUGAAGUGAUCAUCCCAACAAGAUUGACACCUUCUUCUAGAACAAAUCAUGUGCCCCCAGACACCAAAUAGCAUUUUCAUUGUCUAGGUGGCCAGAAUUCCGGUUAUUAAGAAAGAAUAACAUGGACCUUUUCUCCUAUACUUAUUCAAACUUCUCCAAGUAACUUUCAAGAAAUAAAUCAAAGUAGAUCUAAAAUAGUCUCACUAUUUUGGGCAAAUAAACUAGAGAAGCCAAAUGAGUUAUAAUCUACCACUUACCGGACAUGCCACUGCACAUUGGGCAGUCGUUAGUAAGAUCGUUAUCAAUAAUUAGCUUAUAAAAGCCACCAUAUGGGAGAUUGGUAGGUCUUGGGUAUUUCUUCGUUGUAUCCAGCUGAUUGUAGAAUGCUUUACUGAAAUAAAGUUUGCC
Rhododendron vialii is the source of this 3320-nucleotide messenger RNA. Its product is annotated as putative pentatricopeptide repeat-containing protein At2g01510. The record is from RefSeq and is a predicted model, not a curated record. Gene Ontology annotation, biological process: RNA modification. The transcript has 3 exons. The coding region runs from base 54 to 2540 and encodes 828 amino acids. NCBI's taxonomy places the organism in Eukaryota, Viridiplantae, Streptophyta, Magnoliopsida, Ericales, Ericaceae. Gene Ontology annotation, molecular function: protein binding; zinc ion binding; RNA binding.